Messenger RNA from Nymphaea colorata (pocket water lily), 1143 nucleotides. Its product is annotated as proline-rich protein 4-like. The record is from RefSeq and is a predicted model, not a curated record. Lineage: Eukaryota; Viridiplantae; Streptophyta; Magnoliopsida; Nymphaeales; Nymphaeaceae. The coding region runs from base 1 to 885 and encodes 294 amino acids. The transcript is spliced from 4 exons.
AUGACUUCCAAACGAGUUGCUCCAUCUGCGCAGGUGGAGGUGCAGGUUCCUCUUCCAAACCCGGCGGUUGCUCCAUCUGCGCAGGUGGAGGUGCAGGUUCUUCUUCCAAACACGCCGGUUGCUCCAUCUGCGCAGGUGGAGGUGCAGGUUCCUCUUCCAAACCCGGCGGUUGCUCCAUCUGCGCAGGUGGAGGUGCAGGUUCCUCUUCCAAACACGCCGGUUGCUCCAUCUGCGCAGUUGGAGGUGCAGGUUCCUCUUCCAAACACGCCGGUUGCUCCAUCUGCGCAGUUGGAGGUGCAUGUUCCCCUUCCAAACUCCCCGAUUAAUCCAUCUGCGCUGGUGGAGCUGCACGUUCCUCUUUCAAACCCGCCGAUUGCUCCAUCUGCGCAGGUGGAGCUGCACGUUCCUCUGCCAAACCUGCUGGUUGCUCCAUCUGCGCAGGUGGAGGUACACGUUCCUCUUCCAACACCGGGUGCUCCAAGUUCUGCGGAGGUGGUGGCAGACCUUGAAGAAGGAAGAGUCGACGGGAGGAUUAGUAGCCGAGAGGAGGCGUCCGAUGAUGCGCAAAGUGGGCCGGAAGGAAUUGUACCCUCUCAGAGCAGCACGAUCUCUCGGAGGAGCAGUAUUAAGUAUAACCUGCUGAUUGGAUUUGCACUUAUGAAUCCUUCUUCCACCAGCCUUUUCAGGGCGGGUUCACCCUCGCAUGCCUUGUACAUGGGCUUAACUUCUCUUGGCAUAGCGGGCUCCCUCUUACUUUCUUAUGCAGGUGACAGAAUGCAAAGCAAUGUUUUGCUGCUGAGCUCCACCAUCCCCCUUCUUGGAGCCCUUUCGAUGCUGGGUGUUGAGGCUUCAGUACAAGCUGAGUUUUUUCCAUCUCGACAUUGAGGUGAUUUUGGUGCGCCACGACAAUGAGCAAAGGAAAUUGUGGCAGGUCUAACUGUUUUGGUGUGUAGAUAUUUAUGCAACUGUUAUUUUGACUUUUAUAUAUAUAUAUAUGUGUGUGUGUUCUUUGCAGCUAUUUAACUAGUGGUGGGGCCAUCAAUGUGAAAAUUAUAAGGUUGAUUUGUACUGGUAUAGACUUCCGUACAUGUGUUUGGUUGUGAACUAUACUAUGAAUGAAUGUAAACAUGGUCUUUAGAUUGA